Pteropus alecto (black flying fox) is the source of this 2940-nucleotide messenger RNA. RefSeq names its product RAB2A, member RAS oncogene family (gene RAB2A). The transcript has 7 exons. NCBI's taxonomy places the organism in Eukaryota, Metazoa, Chordata, Mammalia, Chiroptera, Pteropodidae. Gene Ontology annotation, molecular function: GTP binding; GTPase activity. Gene Ontology annotation, cellular component: Golgi apparatus. The record is from RefSeq and is a predicted model, not a curated record. Bases 115 to 615 code for a protein of 166 amino acids.
UUUUUUUUUUUUUAACUUCCAGGUGUUGGUAAAUCAUGCUUAUUGCUACAGUUUACAGACAAGAGGUUUCAACCAGUGCAUGACCUUACUAUCGGUGUAGAGUUCGGUGCUCGAAUGAUAACUAUCGAUGGGAAACAAAUAAAACUUCAGAUAUGGGAUACGGCAGGGCAGGAGUCCUUUCGUUCCAUCACAAGGUCAUAUUACAGAGGUGCAGCAGGGGCUUUACUAGUGUAUGAUAUUACAAGGAGAGAUACGUUCAACCACUUGACGACCUGGUUAGAAGAUGCCCGCCAGCAUUCCAAUUCCAACAUGGUCAUUAUGCUUAUUGGAAAUAAAAGUGACUUAGAAUCUAGAAGAGAAGUAAAAAAAGAAGAAGGUGAAGCUUUUGCACGAGAACAUGGACUUAUCUUCAUGGAAACUUCCGCUAAGACUGCUUCCAAUGUAGAAGAGGCAUUUAUUAAUACAGCAAAAGAAAUUUAUGAAAAAAUCCAAGAAGGAGUCUUUGACAUUAAUAAUGAGGCAAAUGGCAUUAAAAUUGGCCCUCAGCAUGCUGCUACUAAUGCCACACAUGCAGGCAAUCAGGGAGGACAGCAGGCCGGAGGAGGCUGCUGUUGAGUCCGUUUUUACUGUCUCGCUGCCCAAAUGGGGCCUACUCACUAUUUCUUUCACCCUCUCCUCCUGCUCAGCUGAGACAUGAAACUGUUCGAAAUGGCUUUAUGUCACAGAAGACUUUAAUCUUUCAAAUUCUUGUAUAACUUUGAAUAAAUGGUUAAUGUUCACUUAAAAAGACAGAUUUUGGAGAUUGUAUUCAUAUCUAUUUGCAUUUGAUUUCUAGGUCAAUCGAUGUGAUUAUUUUUGUUAACUGUUGUCUUGUGCCCUUACCUACGAACUGAAUUGUAUUAAACACUACAAAGUCAUCUUGAGUAUUUUAAAUUGGUUUGUGUAGUUAGGUUUCCCAACACUUGUGGUUACCUAAUGUUUAAUAUUAAUAGAACUGUCCUCAAAAAGUUUGUCAAUUUUCAAGGCUAUAAGUAAGGAAAAACUGAAGGACUCUUUUAAUUCUGUAUUUGUUUACUUUCUGUAUAUAUAGUUUAAUAACCUGCUUGGGUGUAAUUUGCCAAGCUUGAAUUCAUUAAUGCAUUUGCAUAAAUUCUAUACCGUUUAGAGCUUAAAGCUACCGAAGCAUUGUUAGGAAUUGCUUGGACACUGAAUUUUAAACUUUUUGACAUUGUUAGCAAGCAUGUUCCAUCUUUUCUUGUCUCUAGUCCAAGAAAAAUAUGCUUAAUGUACAUUACUAAAAGCUAUGUAUGUGUUAACCUGUUUUAAUGCCAAAAGUUUGCUGUUUGUCCACAAUUUCUUUAAGACCUCUUCAGAAAAGGAUUUGUUCGCCUUAAUGAAUACUGUUGGGUAAAAACACAGUAUAAUGAGUGAAAUGGGCAGAAGCAAGAACUCCCUACACCUAAGCGACUCCAAGAAGAAUGAAUGUCCACAUUUAGAUGGCACAUUAUGAGGACUUUAAUUUUUCCUUAAACACAAUAAUGUUUUCUUUUUCUUUUAUUCACAUGAUUUCUAAGUAUAUUUUUCAUGCAGGACAGUUUUUCAACCUUGAUGUACAGUGACUGUGUAAAAUUUCCUUUCAGUGGUAACCUAUAAUCUUUGAAAUAUGGUAAGCAUCUUGUCUGUUUUGAAGGAGAUAUGACAAUAAAUCUACCAGAUGGAAAAUCCUGUUAAAAAGUAGAAGAGCUUUAGUAAUUUACUCAGUGUGGUAGUUUUAUCCUUUUUUCCCCUUAUUUUUCUCCCCUGGUCUAUAAUGAAAUUGUUAUAGCAGUGCAAAAUAAAGUCCUAUGUAUAAAAGUGUUCUUUUUUUUAUUAUGACCACAUCAUUUUUUUAAAACUUUUUUAUUUUAGUUCAUUCACAGUUUUUACAUGUAUUUAAGCAUAUUUUUAAGAGGGUCAGAAUGUUUAACACUUAAACUUAGUAAAAAUUUUGCUAAAAGGUGAUAAAACUUCACAGUAUUGAAAUGCUUUGUUAUUGAUGAUGUAAGCAAUAUUUUGCAUUUAACCAGCACAAAAGCGCAUUUAAACUGUAAGAAAGCUUCAUGAGGAAGUGCUACGAAUGAGACUACUUUCAAUUUACUCAGUGACUUCACCUUUCUACAAGUCUUCCCUGAAUAUUCAGCAGUACUCUGAUAAAGCUUUAACAUUACUGUUAUGGGAAGACACGUAAUGCUGUCUUAGUUUUGUUUUAUCUAGCUCCUGGAGGACAGAGGGAAAGGUCAGAGGAGAUUGAGUUUGAGUAUUUUUAUUAUAAACUUUUUUCCCCUUAAAGUGGUCAUAUCAAAUUCAUUGAUCUUACCAUUCACUUUCCUUAGUGAUGAGUAGAAAAAGUUAAGGCAAGUAAGACUUGUUCUGCUCUAUACCAAGAAGAGGAUGAUUCUUUGGAAAUUGUUAUUUUUAAACUGCUCUUAACUUUUCCAGAAGUUUAAUGUGUUUCUUCUCCAUGCUGUGUUGCCUAAUUCUUCUGUAAGUCAAGUAUAAGAACAUCAACUAAUGGUAAAAACAACAAACCAGCACAUAAAUUUUAAUACCCUAAGGAAAGAUGGAGCUUUCAAACACAGCUCCUAUACCACGGCAACCUUAACCUGCCUCUGGCUUAGGCAGCAGGGUGAGUAGUGAGUGGACUUCUCUAUAGUUCAUUACUACUUUCUCUACAGAUCUCAUCUACUUACAUCAAUUGACUAAGCAAAUGUACUGUCAGCUUUCUACUCUGCUCAUUUUAUUAUCCCUGUGACAAAUAAUGUAAUAUCGGCACCUGUAAUUGAAUCUUUAAUACUGUAAUUGAGUCUUUAAUCUUUGAUCAGUUUUUGUAGCAUCAUUGGACCUGUUUUAAGAGCUAGAAAAUCAGUCACUAAAAAAUAAAUACAACUUUAAAUGUCUCAA